AUGACCGCGGACAACAAGCUCGACUGGACUCCUUCCUCGACUGCCAAGACUCGUCACGGCAUCAACCCCGCUACCGAGGAGGCGUUGCCCGAGGUCCCCGUCGCGACUCAGGAGGAUGUCGACAAAGCCGUCGCUGCCGCCCGCCGCGCCUUCCCCGCCUGGGGCAAGACCUCUUGGGACGAGCGCGAGAAGCUUCUGAACAAGCUCGCUGACGCUGUCGAGGCCAACGCCGAUGGAUUCAAGGACAUCCUUGUUAAGGAGACGGGCAAAGCGAUCUCGACCGUCGAGAUGGAGUUUGCCAGCACUCCCCGCUUCAUGCGUGCUCUCGCCUCGCUCCGCGUCAAGGACCAGGUUCUCGUUGACGAUGACGAGCACACCGCUACCCUUCGCCACAUGCCUCUCGGUGUCGGUGCCGCCAUCGUCCCCUGGAACUGGCCCCUGCUCCUCGCCACCGCCAAGUUGGCUUCUGGUCUCAUCACCGGCAACUGCGUCAUCGUCAAGCCCUCUCCCUUCACCCCGUACAGCAACCUGAAGCUUGUUGAGCUUGCCGCUGGUAUCUUCCCUCCUGGCGUCGUGCAGGCUCUCUCUGGCGGUGACGACCUCGGCCCGAUGCUGACCGAGCACGACGGAAUCGACAAGGUGUCCUUCACCGGCUCGUCGUUCACGGGCAAGAAGGUCAUGGCCUCGUGUGCCCGCACCCUGAAGCGUGUCACUCUCGAGCUUGGCGGCAACGACGUCGCGAUUGUUUGCGACGACGCCGACCUCGCCAAGACCGUUCCCGUCGUUGGCACCAUGUGUUUCCUCGGCUCGGGCCAGAUCUGCAUGGACGUCAAGCGCGUGUACGUCCACGAGAGUAUCUACGACAAGUUCAAGGCUGCCCUCAUCGAGUUCUCCAAGCACAUCAAAAUGGGCGACCCCAACGACGCCGGCACGACUGUCGGACCCAUCCAGAACGAGAUGCAGUACGGCAAGGUGCGCGAGAUGUACGAGGCCAUCAAGGCCGAGGGCUGGAGCGCCAUCGUGGGCGGACAGACGGACGCGCGUGACCAGUUCCCCAAGGGCUUUUUCAUGCAGCCCACCAUCAUUGACAACCCGCCCGAGAACUCGCGCAUCGUGCAGGAGGAGCCUUUCGGCCCCAUCGUUCCCCUGCUCAAGUGGAGCAACGAGGAGGAUGUGCUGAAGCGCGCGAACGCGAGCAAGAUGGGCCUCGGCGGCAGUGUCUGGACCAAGGACCUCGAGCGCGGUCAGCGCCUCGCCUCCCAGCUCGAGUCUGGCUCGUCCUGGGUUAACUGUCACUUCAAGCUCGACCCCCGCGUCCCCUUCGGAGGAGCCAAGUGGAGCGGCCUCGGGCGUGAGCUCGGCACAACCGGUCUCGAGGGCUGGCUCGAGCCCCAGUCUCUCUGGGUUAGCAAGCUGUAA
Trichosporon asahii var. asahii CBS 2479 is the source of this 1419-nucleotide messenger RNA. Its product is annotated as aldehyde dehydrogenase. Lineage: Eukaryota; Fungi; Basidiomycota; Tremellomycetes; Trichosporonales; Trichosporonaceae. Gene Ontology annotation, molecular function: aldehyde dehydrogenase (NAD+) activity. Bases 1 to 1419 code for a protein of 472 amino acids. The record is from RefSeq and is a predicted model, not a curated record. The transcript has 2 exons.